UUGCAGAAUCACAUGAUUGAACCGGGUGGGAGACAGCUGAUUCAAAACCGAUAACUUGUCUCGUUUAUGUUCUCUGUGCGUCUCUGGUGUGUGUGUGUGGGGGGUGUGAGAGAGUUUUUCUUUUUAAGAUGAAUAGCCUUUGCCACAGUCUCGCUGUAUUUUUGCUGGCGGUAUUUAGUUUGAAACGAGAGACGGCGCAUGGAGUUGAUAUUCCUCAAUUGAAUAAGGACACGUUAAUAAAGGUUUUGGAAGCGGCUGUACGUGUGCGCUCCCCAGAAGAGUUCAACGCUGCUGAUGCUGGGGGGUUCGACCCUCGUUUUCAACAGGUGCCAAAAAAGAAAAAGGAAAAGUACCAGAGUGGCACGGCUGCUCACCGAGCUCCUGAGCCCAAAUUUGAAGAGAAAUAUUUUCAGCAAGUGCUGGACCAUUUUAAUUUUAACAGUCAUGGCGAUAAGACUUAUCAACAGCGCUACUUAAUACAAGAUCAGUACUGGAAGAAGGGUUACGGACCAAUAUUUUUUUACACUGGCAAUGAGGGGGACAUUUGGGAGUUUGCUCUUAACUCCGGAUUCGUUUCCGAGUUGGCUGUGGAGCAUCAUGCGCUGGUCGUUUUUGCUGAGCAUAGGUAUUAUGGCAGAUCGCUUCCUUUUGGUAAUUCAUCUUUUGAGCUUCCUAAAAUUGGACUGCUGACGAUUGAACAAGCCUUGGCGGAUUAUGCAGUCAUGAUUACAGAGCUGAAGAAGCAGCUUGGUGUCCCGGAUUGCCCUGUGAUUGUCUUUGGUGGCAGUUAUGGAGGGAUGUUGAGUGUUUAUAUGAGACUAAAAUAUCCCAAUAUAGUAACUGGAGCUCUUGCUGCCAGCGCCCCUAUCCUCUCUGCUGCCGGGCUGGGAGACCCCAAGCAGUUUUUCCAUGAUGUCACUGCAGAUUUUGAAAGUUACAGCUCCGAUUGUGCCAGUUCAGUGAGGAAUGCAUUUCUGCAGAUUGAAGAAUUAGCUAAGCGUCAAGAGUACCAGAAGAUUAGAGAUGAAUUGUCACUCUGUCAGGCACCCUCUUCCAAUAAGGAUAUUCACCAGCUGUACGGGUUUCUGAGAAAUGCCUUCACUUUAAUGGCAAUGCUCGACUAUCCGUACUCUGUGUCAUUCAUCCAGGAACUUCCUGCUAACCCAGUCAAGGUUGCCUGUGAAACUAUGCUUAAUAAAACUGACCUUGUAAAAGCACUGCGAGAUACAGUAGGUAAGUAAAUAAACAAAUUUCUGGUUUGAUUUUUAUACAUAGUAAACAUGGACUGGAGAGGAGGCUCAUAGUGGGGAAUCUAUGGACCCCCCGAGGGAAGGACUGUAGUUACCAACAGGACACUAUAAUGCCCUGCUGCAGGCAAGGACUGUCCUCUGGAAUGAUUUUUAUAGAUAUAUAUUUCGUUCAAAUUCUUUCAAUAUUUGGAUUCGUAUAUAAAUUUCUUCACUCCUUAUUUCCACUAACAUUUGUUUUAGUAUCCCCACCCACCCAGUCCACCUCGGUCUCCCUCAGUCCACCUCAGUCCAUAACAAACAGAUUGAGAGUUGACUUUUUAGUGUAGGAGGAGGAGGAGGAGGAGGGCGAGCUCGCUGGCUCCUCUGAUUUUAGUUUCUGCACUGUCCCGGCAGACAGUUUCAGCAGGCAGGCUGCGUGAUCGACCAGGGGCACGGGCAGAGAACCGGCUCUCUC
Messenger RNA from Polyodon spathula (Mississippi paddlefish), 1704 nucleotides. It is a transcript of the gene dpp7, whose product is annotated as dipeptidyl-peptidase 7. Gene Ontology annotation, biological process: proteolysis. Gene Ontology annotation, cellular component: vesicle. Bases 129 to 1241 code for a protein of 370 amino acids. The record is from RefSeq and is a predicted model, not a curated record. The transcript has 8 exons. Gene Ontology annotation, molecular function: serine-type exopeptidase activity; dipeptidyl-peptidase activity. NCBI's taxonomy places the organism in Eukaryota, Metazoa, Chordata, Actinopteri, Acipenseriformes, Polyodontidae.